Messenger RNA from Arabidopsis thaliana (thale cress), 1317 nucleotides. Its product is annotated as F-box/RNI-like/FBD-like domains-containing protein. The record is from RefSeq and is marked reviewed. The coding region runs from base 1 to 1317 and encodes 438 amino acids. Lineage: Eukaryota; Viridiplantae; Streptophyta; Magnoliopsida; Brassicales; Brassicaceae. The transcript is spliced from 3 exons.
AUGGGGCGCGAUAGGAUCAGCGAAUUACCAGAUGGUUUGCUAAAUCAUAUACUCAUGUACCUUCACAUCGAAGAAUCUAUUAGGACAAGUGUUUUAUCUAGCAGAUGGAGAAAACUCUGGCUUAAGGUACCUGGUCUUGACGUGAACGUACAUGACUUCCCUGCUGAUGGAAACUUAUUUGAGAGCUUGAUGGACAAGUUUCUUGAGGUUAACCGCGGACGCCUACAAAAUUUCAAGUUAAACUAUGAAAGUAAUUUGUAUUAUCUAAUGGACAGAUUUGUGCCGUGGAUCGCUACAGUCGUUGAUCGCGGUAUUCAGCAUCUAGAUGUUACGGCCACUGAUUGUCCUCCAUGGACCAUUGAUUUUAUGCCUGCCAACAUUUGCAAGAGCAAGACGUUGGUGUCUUUAAAGCUCGUAAAUGUAGGGCUUGACACUCCAAAGUUUGUUGUUUCUCUACCUUGUCUUAAGAUCAUGCAUCUUGAAGACAUUUUUUAUAGUCCUUUGAUUGCGGAGAACCUCAUCUCAGGCUGUCCUGUUCUUGAAGAUCUUACCAUUGUAAGGAAUCAUGAGGAUUUUCUUAACUUUCUGCGUGUGAUGUCUCAAACUUUGAAGAACUUCCGUUUAACAUUUGAUUGGGGAAUGGGUAGUAACGAUUUUUCGGUCGAGAUUGAUGCACCAGGACUUAAGUACAUGAGUUUUAGAGAUAGUCAAUCUGAUAGAAUAGUUGUAAAAAAUUUGAGUUCCUUGGUCAAGAUAGACCUUGAUACUGAAUUUAAUCUCAAGUUUGGCCUCGGCAGUCCUUUGGAACCGGAGGACUUGACUAAGAGAGAUAUUAUCCGAGAUUUUCUUACCGGUAUUUCGAGUGUCAAACAUAUGAUCAUCUCUCAUCCUACUCUGGAGGUGCUUUAUCGUUAUUCCAAAAUCGGACAGCUUCCAAAAUUCCAUAACUUAUAUCAUUUGCAAGCUGUGUUCUCCAGCUCAUUGUUACAACUAUUGCCCGCCUUCCUAGAAAUCUGCCCAAAUCUAAAAAACCUCAUCUUGGACUAUUCUAUUUCAGCAGAGCCAGAGCAAAUCGACUUUACCAAUCUGCCUCGGUGUUUAAUUUCGACGCUGGAGUACGUUGAGAUUAAACAACUUACUAUGAGGGAGGAAAGUGGGAUUAAAUUGGUGAAAUACUUUCUUGAGAAUUCAGCAGUCCUCAAGAAACUGACUCUGAGUUUCAUAGAUUCUCCCAUGACCAACCAAGAGUCAGAGAUCUACAUGCAGCUUCUUACAUCAACAAAACGAUCUCGUGGGUGUCAUGUUUUGAUCUUAUAA